UACUCGGUAUUGAAUCAUUAUCCUAUUAGCACCCUCAACCACUCACUACGUCUACAAGUGCUGCUUCUCUUACAAACAUUUCAUUAGAAAUUCUCUUUACAAAUUCCAAUGGCAGGGGCACAGUGCUGCGAUAAUCCCCCAACUUUAAACCCAAGCAGUGGAGUCGGCCUUGUCCAAGAAAUUGGUGGGAUCCAAUCAUAUGUAGUUGGCUCUUCUGACACCAAACUUGCUGUUCUUUUUAUCUCUGACGUUUAUGGAUAUGAAGCUCCAAACUUGAGGAAACUUGCAGACAAAGUAGCUGCCGCUGGUUACUAUGCUGUUGUCCCUGAUUUCCUUCACGGGGAACCCUAUGAUGCUGAAAACACUGAGAGACCAAUACAAGUUUGGAUAAAAGACCAUGGACCAGACAAAGGUUGUGAAGAGGCAAAGCUAGUUAUUGAAGCUUUGAAGCAGAAAGGGAUAUCUAAGAUCGGAGCAGUCGGCUUUUGUUGGGGAGCCAAAGUAGUUGUGCAACUAGCACAAAGUCAAGAAUAUGUACAAGCAGGAGCUCUCCUACAUCCUUCAUUUGUUACUGUGGAUGAUAUCAAAGGUGUGAAGGUACCACUUGCUGUUCUUGGGGCUGAGAUUGACCACUUAUCUCCACCUGAGCUUGUGAAGCAGUUUGAGGAGGCCUUGAAUGCUAAGGCUGAGGUCGAUGGUUUUGUCAAGAUAUUCCCUGGUGUUGCCCAUGGAUGGACAGUCAGAUACAAUACUGAAGAUGCUGCGGCUGUGAAAUGUGCAGAGGAAGCUCACCAGGAUAUGUUGGGAUGGUUUCAGAAACACAUUAAAUUUUAGGAUAUGUUAAGAGAUUGAUACUUAUCUUUUCUGGGUAUCACGUGCAAAUUAUGGGAUUGUAUGAAUUAUUACGGACAAUAGUUUGGGGUUUUCUUCAAAUACGUACAAGCUUAUGCGACAUUGUGUUGGAAUACAAUAAGAUGCCUGCAUGUGAUCGUUGUUGAUUACUGCAUUAUCAUUUUAGCUA
Beta vulgaris subsp. vulgaris (sugar beet) is the source of this 1021-nucleotide messenger RNA. Its product is annotated as endo-1,3;1,4-beta-D-glucanase. The record is from RefSeq and is a predicted model, not a curated record. Lineage: Eukaryota; Viridiplantae; Streptophyta; Magnoliopsida; Caryophyllales; Amaranthaceae. The transcript has 7 exons. Gene Ontology annotation, molecular function: hydrolase activity. The coding region runs from base 109 to 834 and encodes 241 amino acids.